This is a messenger RNA of Aspergillus wentii DTO 134E9, 2358 nucleotides long. Its product is annotated as transcription factor domain-containing protein. NCBI's taxonomy places the organism in Eukaryota, Fungi, Ascomycota, Eurotiomycetes, Eurotiales, Aspergillaceae. The coding region runs from base 11 to 1975 and encodes 654 amino acids. Gene Ontology annotation, molecular function: DNA-binding transcription factor activity, RNA polymerase II-specific; DNA binding; zinc ion binding. The record is from RefSeq and is a predicted model, not a curated record. The transcript has 10 exons. Gene Ontology annotation, biological process: regulation of DNA-templated transcription; DNA-templated transcription.
CCAGUCUCCAAUGACAGAGAGAAUCAAUUCAGGAGUCCGAAAUUCGUUUCGCUCUCGUGCGUGCGACAAUUGCCGCGUCAGAAAGAUACGAUGUGACAAAGUCAUUCCCUGCUCCAGCUGUCGAACACUGGGCAUUUCAUGUAGGGGCGGCACUCCCAGUGCUGAGCCUCGAUUGACUGUACCGAAUGUACCGACUGCAUCGAAUGAAUACGAACAAAAAAUCGACUCCCUCCAAGAGCAAAUCUCUGCACUCCAGAAGAGCAUUCAAGACCUGUCACAAAAUGUCUCUUCAAAACCAUCCCCAUCCCCAUCUACAUUGCCACUGCCAUCCACGCAGAUCUCCGCUUCUGCAACUCCAGCAUUUGAAGGGCAGUCAUCAUUCAACAACGAGAGUCUGCUUGCCCGAGAUGCUGCAUAUUCGGCUGUUGCGACACUACCGCAGAAUAAAGUCGACGAAAGCGUGUCUUCUGCAUUGAUGUCUUUGAAAAGCAGUCUUGACCAGCAUUAUCCUGCCUCGGCACAGGAGCAGGUCAACGAAGCAGCUACUUUUGGCCAGUCUGAUACUGAUCUCCCGCCGGUGGGCUUUGUCGUUGCUGUUGUUAAGAAGAUCAAGGUACAACCUCCUUUUUCUCUUGUCAGCCAUUCCUGGCGAGAUUAUCUGCAGAUUGAAUCGCUGUGUCAGAAGAUUUACUUUCCGUCUGAGCCGAUACCGGCGGGAUCCUUGACGCUGCUGCAUGGGUUGCUGUAUAUUGUUAUUCGCGAUUAUAUGCAUGAAAAAGACUCGGAUCUGCCGGAUUGCGAAUCUUAUGCUGCGCUUUGUGAGCGUCGGUUUACGGCUGGACUGAAGAGUUAUGAGAUGACGGUUAAUCCUACUUUGGAGAAAAUCCAGGCUUUAUUCUUAGGGGUCAUCAAAGCCCAAGAAGACUCCAACCUCCAACAAUGCUGGUCUUUUCUCUCCAUCGCCUUUAACCUCUGCCAAACAAUGGGUCUUCAUCGCAGCUCGACCGUCAAGAACGACCCUACGCCAAUCGCAGAAGCAAAACGGCACGUCUUCUGGUCAUUGUAUAUGAUCGACAAGAAUCUCUCGCUGAACAUCGGUCUCACCUCGCAUUUCCAAGACCACGAUAUCGACGCUGAUUUUUUCACUCCGUCGACGGAUCCGAAGCAGAGGCCGUGGGAUUUGAUGGCGUUGACGAUCAUAAAGUUCUCUGCCAUCCAAGGGAGAAUAUACGAUCGGUUGUAUGCGGUGUCUGGAGGAAAGAUGUCGUCUGAGGAGAAGGGAGCCGCUAUUGAGGUUUUGUCUGGAGAUUUGGUUACUGUUCGGGAUGAGUUAUUAUCGAUCGACGUGAGUACGGGUCUCUAUUCAGAGUCCCUCCAUGGCAUGGCAGCCUGCGCGGAUUUCAUCGCCUACUCCGUCUUGACGGUCAUCUAUCGAGCCCAAACGCUGCCGUCAAACGCCAUGUCGAUCAGCACGCGAUGCCUCGAGGCAGCUACACUCGCCCUACAAAGCCAUCUCAAAUGCUUUGCACAAUUCAAAAAUCGAAAAACACACAAACAAGCCGAAUACGUCAAUUGGAUAUUAUUAUAUCCCUCCUUCACCCCCUUCAUAGUAAUCUUCACCCACGCAAUCGCAACAACAAACCAAUCCGACCUCCUUCUCCUCCAAGAAACCGUUCAAUCGCUACACCUCCUCAAACCACUCUCGCGGGGGUCUUCGCAUCUUUAUGAAAUCUGCCGCGCAUUCUUGAAUACAGCACAAGUACUCAUCGAGUCGCAGCAGACACUGACAGGACUAGAACGACACGAUGAUGGAUCGCUCAGUCUCCCGUCUGCAUUGGACGGACAGACGAAUAUAGUUCUUCCAGAAGUGCAGGGCGAAUUUGGGAUGAAUAGCGCGGAUAUAUCGUUUUUCUUGAAUGACUUUCUCGGUGCGAACCGGUCGGUUAUGGAUUUGUUGAAUGAGUGGGAGGGAUGAUCAAUUAGAAAAUGUACGGAAUAAACAAGUACGGCACUCGCCGCUCAUACUCGGCCCACGCAGCCCCGUAUCUCUCUCGACAGCGGUGGAUAUCCCUCCUCGCGCGAUGAACAAUCAUAAUACUAAAGAAGACAAAAUAGAACCACGGAAACGGCGAGUUGAACCCAGUAAUCAAACCCCACGACAUGGCGAAGAAAAAGUCACACGUAUAGUGCACUUUUCUCGCCAUUCCAUACCACCCCGAACACAAAAUCGAAUCCCCCGUCUCGGUGCGAAUCGAAACCGGCUCUUUCACGUAUUUCCACGGCAGCUGCGGAAACGACUUCCGGUGCACCGGCACCCCGCGUUCCUGGGCGCGGAAGAAAUUCUUCUGGCUGUUGCCC